CGUUAGCCUGUGGCCUACCCCGAACAGCGCCGCCGCUGCCAUCUCUCCACUCCCCGCAUCCGCUCGUGUCGUCGGCGCGACUCGAGCUCGAUCUUUGGGUUCUCCACCUCGCUCCAUCCCCUUACAUGGCGGACGAAACCAACCGAGCUGCUUUCGUGGAGCUGCAGGCCCGGUUGAUUGAGACCACCGGGAAGAUCAAGCAGCUACAAACCCAGAUACGUACUAAAGAGAGUGAAAAGAAACGUGCUUACCUUACACUGGAGGAACUUCGCCAAUUGCCAGAUGAAACAAACACCUACAAGACCAUCGGCAAAGUGUUUAUUUUGGAGCCAAGAUCACUUCUGGCGAAUGAGCAAGAGCAAAAGUUAAACGACAGCGAGACUGCAAUAUCGUCGAUGCAGACCUCCAAGGAAUAUCUUGAGAAGCAGUUGGGAGAAUUGGAGAACAACAUUAGAGAGCUACUUCAGCAGGACCCUGUGCUAGCACGCCAAAUUCUCUCGAUGACUGUCCAGUGAAAGGUUGUUGUUUCUCAAUGUAUUUCUAGAUCGGAUGUGAUAUCACUCUAACAUUAACAGCUCUUGAGAUGAGCUUUAAUGUAACUGGAUUUAUGUUUUGGCUAAUGAUACACACUUACCAUCCAGCAUUAUAUUGUGAAAAUUAUGAAUUCUGGCAUGAAUAAUCUUUGAUUUAAGUCGAACCAUGUUGAAUUGGCA
Molecule: messenger RNA, 713 nt
Organism: Lolium rigidum
Lineage: Eukaryota; Viridiplantae; Streptophyta; Magnoliopsida; Poales; Poaceae
Product: prefoldin subunit 1-like
Exons: 6
Coding region: 126-515 (129 amino acids)
Biological process (GO): protein folding
Cellular component (GO): cytoplasm; prefoldin complex
Molecular function (GO): protein folding chaperone
Source: RefSeq, a predicted model, not a curated record